Messenger RNA from Ruditapes philippinarum (Manila clam), 483 nucleotides. Its product is annotated as C-type lectin domain family 4 member E-like. Bases 1 to 483 code for a protein of 160 amino acids. Gene Ontology annotation, molecular function: signaling receptor activity. The transcript has 4 exons. The record is from RefSeq and is a predicted model, not a curated record. NCBI's taxonomy places the organism in Eukaryota, Metazoa, Mollusca, Bivalvia, Venerida, Veneridae.
AUGUUAAACAAUAUCUUGUCAAAAGUGAAUGCCAUUUAUGAACAUGGAAGUGGAAAUGCUUCAGAGUGUGGUGGUGACUGGUUCAAAUAUAGAGAUUCCUGUUACUUUGUUAUCUCAAAAAAAAAUAGUUUCCAAUCAGCAGAGAACGAAUGUAGACAACUGAAUGCACAUGUAGUUCGUUUGGAAACAAAAGAAGAAAACGAGUUUCUGAAAUCUUAUAUGGACAAGCAUGUUGAAGAUACAAAAAUAUACUGGAUUGGAAUAACUGACGUCGAAAAAGAAGGAGUGUGGAAGUUAUCAGGUACAGGCAGAGUUGUACCAUAUACAGACUGGAAAGGCAAUGAGCCAAACGAUUUCAGAGGAAGAGAAGAUUGUGCUGUAUUACAUCAUCACACUCAAUGGUCCGGUUGGAUGGAUGUACCUUGCGAAAAUAGUUACCCAGUUUUUUGUGAGAGACACAGAGAGAGAGGGACUGAAUAUUAA